AUGGGGAACCAGCGCCCUGCGCGCCAGCCCGUCCCCAGCUGCCACCCGAGAUACGAGGACCUUGUGUACCAUGGCUCUUUAAAAGCUCACCCACCUGGCACUACUGGACAUUACAGCACGCUGCCGUGGCUUGGAGACGUGGCCAUCCGUGGCUUGGAGACGUGGCUGCUGAGAGCAGUGAUCAAGUGGAAACCCCAGGAAGCCUUCAACCAGACCCAGUCCAGCCCGCUCCUACGAGACCCUGUGGAGGGGAGGAAUUGCACCAAUUCCACCAGGAACCUGAGGCUGCUGGAUACCACUGGCGCCGCCUGGUACAUCCUCGCCAUCAUCGGCAUCUAUGGUGUGAUCUUCAUCUUCCAGAUGGCCAGCAACAUCCUCAGGAGAGAUGAGAGGUCCUUGGACGACAUUUACUACUCAAACUUAACUUCUGAACUCGAAAGGAAAGGAGGGUUUCAGAGCAAAGUGGCCGAGUGUUCUCUCAUCAUCAGGAACCCCGCUGCCCAUCAGCCUCAAGAUGGCCUGGAACCAAAGGGUGAGUGAGGGUGACAGGC
Phodopus roborovskii (desert hamster) is the source of this 551-nucleotide messenger RNA. It is a transcript of the gene Smim34, whose product is annotated as small integral membrane protein 34. Bases 1 to 540 code for a protein of 179 amino acids. Lineage: Eukaryota; Metazoa; Chordata; Mammalia; Rodentia; Cricetidae. The transcript is spliced from 3 exons. The record is from RefSeq and is a predicted model, not a curated record.